AUGGAAGACCCUGCCAGACAAAUCGAACAUGUCGUCCGUUCCCUCGUUGAGCUUCCGACAGCCACUGAGAUUGUAGCCCAUAUCGACAAGUACUUCACCAAGGACGCGCGCAUUCUCCAUCCGCUUUUCAAUCAACCUCUUUCCAAGAAUGGCCGCGAGGAUCUCAAGGGGAUCUACAAGAUGGAACGCGUCCUCUUUGUCUAUGAGGCUAUGGAUAUUCAUUCUAUCAUGACUUCUCAGGAUAAGAAGCACAUUGCCAUCGACUCAACCGUCCAUAUUACGCUUCGCUAUGCUCCCUUCCUUAAGUUUGAUGCGCGCUUUGUUACCAUUUGCCGUCUCGUUCAGGCGAAGAAUGGAAGGUGGCUCAUCUCCGAGCAAACGGAUAUCCUCCCCUCUGAUCUGAGUAUGGCACGCUUCCCCGUCCCCAUCCUCCGAUCCCUUUCGGACUUCUACAAGCAUACCGUAGGAUAUCUAACCGCCUCGCUUGGGCGGUUUCUCCUGAAGCAGGGAUGGGGUGGAGCCUAA
Messenger RNA from Cantharellus anzutake, 525 nucleotides. RefSeq lists its product as uncharacterized. Bases 1 to 525 code for a protein of 174 amino acids. The transcript has 5 exons. Lineage: Eukaryota; Fungi; Basidiomycota; Agaricomycetes; Cantharellales; Hydnaceae. The record is from RefSeq and is a predicted model, not a curated record.